Monopterus albus (swamp eel) is the source of this 2426-nucleotide messenger RNA. RefSeq names its product docking protein 7b (gene dok7b). Lineage: Eukaryota; Metazoa; Chordata; Actinopteri; Synbranchiformes; Synbranchidae. The coding region runs from base 510 to 2426 and encodes 638 amino acids. Gene Ontology annotation, biological process: neuromuscular junction development; positive regulation of protein tyrosine kinase activity. The record is from RefSeq and is a predicted model, not a curated record. Gene Ontology annotation, molecular function: protein kinase binding. The transcript is spliced from 12 exons.
CUUAUAAUAAAGUAUUUUCUUAAAUAGUAAUCUCGUAUAAUCGUUCGUGUACUGGGGAUUUAAAGGUAAUUAGCUCGUUUUGAAUCUACUAACUGGCAUUAUUCUCAGUUCUCAUGAUUACAGGUUAAGAUGGAUUUCCACACACACCUGAGGCUCCACUCACCAGCAUGAAUCCCCGUGUAACACCCGGCUCAGAGUCAGUGGCAUGAGUUAAGUGAAAGCCACGACAGCUGUGCGGUUUUAAUCGAAUUAUCUCCGUUGUAAACAAGGUGCACUUGACACGGGAUGUGAAGUUGGCAGGGCCCCACGGGGGAUGGCGUCUGUGCCCGACUCGGUGGUCUGACUGUCGGGGAGAGGGGGAGGAUGCAGUGUGCCAGAGGGGCCUGGGCUGUAAAAGCUAUAUUGAGAACGGACCCUGUCCCUUUCUGUGAACUGGGGGAGAGGCGGGGUACAACACACACACACACACACACACACACACACAGAGUUGUUCGGAACCAUGACAGAAGAUGACGGAUCCAGUUGUCGCGGAGGGACAAGUCAAGUUUAGAGAAGGAAAAAAGUGGAAGACUCGGUGGGUCGUACUGAGGAAGCCUUCUCCGGUCGCAGACUGCCUGUCUCUGCUGGUGUACAAAGAGAAGAAGAAAGGGAAGGAGAAAGCCAGCGGCAACAAGGAGAGGCUCAAUGUAACACUGGAGGGGAUCUGUGGCGUGGAGCCAGGACCCGGGUAUGAUGGGGUAUCCUACAUCCUCUCCAUCCUCUGUCUGGCACACACGCUGGUCCUGGGUUUCAACAGCCGGGACGGCCUGCUGGCCUGGGAUGCCCGCAUCCGCUACAGUCUAGGGGAAGUCCACAGUUUCAGCAUCAAUGUUGAACCGGGUACUAAACUGGAAAGUGGCCCUGCCUCCCUCCACCUGUGCAACAACCUGUUGGUUCUCACCAGAGGUCUUCCUCCUGUCGUCACUGGUCACUGGAAGCUGUCGGCUUUACGUCGAUAUGGUGCUGUGCCAAAUGGCUUUGUGUUCGAAGGGGGGACUCGCUGUGGAUACUGGGCUGGUGUUUUCUUCCUGUCCUGUUCAGAAGGAGAGCAGAUCAGUUUCCUGUUUGACUGUAUCGUCAGGGGCAUCACUCCCCGCAGGGCCCUGCAUGGACUGCAACCUUCCUUGCCAGAUCUCGGGGCCGACCCUGCCUCAGCAGAGGAACGAAUCAGCCAGGAGGCAUCGAAGCUGGAGAAAAGGCUCAGCAUGUUGUCGCAGUGCAGCUUAGCGAGCAGCACAGCCUCCACUUACAGUUGCAGCACAUCUGUUGCUGGGGAUGAUCACAGCAGCAUCUCCAGCUCUUCCUCCAGCCAAUCAGAUGCAAGCUAUGGAACCAGACUGGCUUUUUGGGUGGAGCCAUUGGCUAGAUCGCACCACUCCGAAACAGCAUCAAGCUCCUCCACGCUGAAGGCUUUGACCAGUUCAGAUGACCGGCUGUUUGCUACUGUGAUGGGAGGCUCUGCCCAGCUCCACCCUCGUGGUCUCCAUGACAGCGGGCGGCAGAGCUCAUUAGACAGUGGGAUCGGGAUUGGGCUAGCGACAGGCAGUCAGUCAUCCUACUCAGGGAGCUUCUCUUCAUGUACAGGGAGUUUGGACAUGGCCAGUCAGGGCGGAGCCGAGGAGUUUGGGUCUGUGGCCAGCCUACCUGCUCCUCCAUCUUCACCUCCUCCUGUUCUUCCUCAUCCACCUUCUUCUCCUCCUCCUGCUUUUCAGUCCAUACUCGACUCAGGGCUCAGUCCUGUUACUUCCUCCUCCUGCUCUUGUGCUUCCAGAUCUAGCUCUAGUACAUCUCGUAGGCACAGUGGGGAGUACCAGAUUCCUAACCAGUUUAAAAUGUGGUACGACACCCCCAGAAGUCUGCUCCAGACCUUGUCCCUGAAGGACACCUCACACCAAGAAGGCCCACAUGAGCUGGGUAGGAACAGCAACUGCAGUGGGGAAGGAGGACGUAGUCUGGUAGAAGAGUUGAGCUGCAGACCCACAGGACUGAGGGUUCAGCAUCAGGCCACACUUCGGCGCUCACAUUCCUGGGACAGUGAGAGGGAGCUGUCUGUGGACAGUGAGGGGAGGUCCACACCCAAACCCCUGCUGGUGCCUGGAGGUUUGGUCUGUGGAGAAACACAGUGCAGUCAUGGUGUAGACAACUACAUUACACCAGAGCAGUGGAGGUCUGCCAGGGACAGCUGCUUGAUACAGGCUGCCAACCUGCCAUCAGGCCCGUCACCUCCUGCAGAUACACAAGACCCUCCUCUCAGCGUGAGAGAGGAACAUGAUGCCUGCGGAGGCGUUGGUAAUAAGUUCUGCUCAGCUAUGAAGAGGCUGUUGCCCUCUCAGCCGCCCUCUGCUCCUCCACCUCCACCUCUGACAUCAGCCUGCACCUACGGAUGA